This is a messenger RNA of Alternaria rosae, 735 nucleotides long. RefSeq lists its product as uncharacterized. Bases 320 to 586 code for a protein of 88 amino acids. The record is from RefSeq and is a predicted model, not a curated record. The transcript has a single exon. Lineage: Eukaryota; Fungi; Ascomycota; Dothideomycetes; Pleosporales; Pleosporaceae.
CGUGAGUUUCCUAAAUGGGUGAGUGUCUGAGCGUACCUAGAUGGUGAUGCCUGCAUCGCAGCCGCUUCCCCGGUUAGGGUACUAGGUCUAUGUGCCGGCGUAAGCCUUUCAUUCGCGUGGGUGUUAUGCUGACAGUAGAUGACGUUGUGCCGAGUGGGAUACAAACGGUUAUUGUUGUAUCACUCAUCAGGCUGUUCGAUGGGCGUAACAAUCAGCUACAUCAUACCUUCAAGGAGCUGGUGACUUACUGGUUUGGCGACUAUUAUUGUUGUCGUCUUCGUCAGUCAAACAAUUCCACACGCUGAGAAUGGCUCUAUAGAUGAUCAAGUUCGCUGUGUGUUUCGUCGUCACCGCCCAGUCUCAUGCUGUCCGUGUGAUAUGUCAAGUCGUCCGUGUUUAUGAGAGGUCUCUGCUUAUCGCGACUAUGCCAUUGCACACCGAAUCAUGCCGUUGCGACUGCUGUAGUCGAGCCAUGUUGUCGCGGCGAGCCAGGCCGGAGCAUUUACGGGGAACCGGGAUGGGUGCAUGCUCGUUGCUGGGAACAGAAAGAGGCAUGUAUCAUCACACGAUACCAUGCUUCCCAUGAAACCUGUUCUCGUUGACGGAUGAAGGUAAUGCGAAGGACGAUAACGGAGCUGUAGAUCUUCCCAUGACGUGAAUGCCAACGUCCGUUGCGUAAGAGUCCCGCUUGCGUAUAGACUCGUCCAUGGCGAAGACGGGGAGAGUAAGGUCUGC